AUGCAGGGGGACUACGUCCCCCUGCAGUACGAAGGAUCCAUGAGAAGGAGGAAGGAGAGGGAGCUGGGGGAGCAGAUCCCCCAGCUCCCUACCCGGGACCUCGUGGCCAAGGUGGUCGAUUACAGUAGCAAAAUCGACCACCUGGCCAAAACGAGCAAAAAUUUGAAGGGCACCGUCGCCGGAAUGAUACGGGAAGGGGCCCUUUACACGAGGCUCGCCGUGGACGCGUUGUCCACUAGGAUGAGAGGCGGGACAAGUGAAGGGGAGGAGGCGCUUCGAGAGGAGCUUGCGACUCUCAAGGCGCAAGUCGCGGCCCUCCAGAAGGAAAAGGAGGGAAGGGAUCGGGGGAUGAUGCCACCCCCCGACCCGCCGCGAAAUAGAGGAGAUACCACCCUUAUGGUGGAGAACGCCCGGGAGGACGGGAGGAUGGAGGUGGACGAUGCUAGUCUACCACUGGACCCCCUCCCCCCGGGAAAGAAGAAGAAGAAGAAGAAGAAGAAGGCCCCCCUUUCGCGGCGAACGCAGCAGGUCGAGGAGGCGGGUCCCUCAAGCCAAGGGACCGCCGAGCCCCCCCAGCCCGUCGCGGGUGUUGACUCGUACGCGACGGUGCUUGGGAGGAAAGCCAGGGCCGCACAGAACAAAGCGGCCAGGGGCGCCUCCGGGGCGGCGGCCCCCGGUCCCCCGGCGAAGGGGCAGGCUGGGGGGGCGCCAAAGAGGGCCCCUAGGCGGAGGGUCCCGCGGACGUCGGCCGUCGUGAUCACACGAAUCGGCGGCGACUACCGCGAGGCCCUAACCACUUUAAGGCGAAAGAUUAAGCUCGAUGAUCUUGGCAUCGGGGACCGGAUCGCUAUUAGAUCCGGGGCCACCGGUGCCAGGGUCAUUGAGGUGUUCGGGGAGGGCCAUGCCGAGAAAGCCGAUCUGCUCGCUGAGCGGAUCAGGCAGGUCCUCCCCGACGAGGAGGAAACGCGGAUCAGUCGGCCGCGUAAAAUAGCGGAGAUCCGCCUACGGGACUUGGAAGACUCCCUGGGAGUCGAGGAGGUGAGGGGGUGGGUGGCCGAUGCGGCGCGGUGCAGCGUCUCCGACGUUCAGUGCGGGGCGCUGCAGCCGGCCGCCGGAGGCACGUACAGCCUUUGGGCCCGCUUCCCCCUCACCUCCGCGAAGGAAAUCGUCCAGCAAUGGCGGAUAAGGGCUGGCUGGGUGAUGGCCAGAGUGGCCCUUCUCGAGGCGCGGCCCAUGCGCUGCCACAGAUGCCUCGAGAGGGGCCACACGAGGGCGAUGUGCCCAAUCGAGAAGGACAGGAGCGGGAGGUGUUAUCGGUGCGGAGAAGCCGGUCACACCUCCCGCGGCUGCCGGUCUGCCCCUAAAUGUCCGCUCUGCACGGACAAGGGCAGACCGGCGGCACACGUGCUGGGUGCGAAACCCUGCGCCCAGCGCAACGUGCGCGGACGCCCACCAACGCGGGGCGCCCAAGAGAAGGCGCCGAUUACCGGGCCCCCCCCCGGCUGA
Vollenhovia emeryi is the source of this 1506-nucleotide messenger RNA. RefSeq lists its product as uncharacterized. The coding region runs from base 1 to 1506 and encodes 501 amino acids. Lineage: Eukaryota; Metazoa; Arthropoda; Insecta; Hymenoptera; Formicidae. The record is from RefSeq and is a predicted model, not a curated record. Gene Ontology annotation, molecular function: zinc ion binding; nucleic acid binding. The transcript has 2 exons.